AUUUUUUUCUGUAAUUACAGGUCCAGAGGUUCAAGUGUGGGAUAUGCGACGAUCUUGAGUUCACUCAACUGUCACAUUGUGAGUGCCAUCUGACAUCUACUCACUCUGGAUUCUGCUUCCGGUGCUCCAGCUGUAAAAUGAUACUACUGAGGCAGGGACAGAAACAUGGAUGUAAAGAGGGAAAAAUUGAUAUUGUAAAAAAACCAACCAUGACAUAUACAGAUGAGGAGCAUGAGGAGUUCAUGAGAUUCCAGAAAGACAGGAAACGUCAUGCAUUGCCCUUUAUGAAACAAGAAAGAGUUAACUUCAAAGAGGAUGACAAACUAAAAAGGAGCACAAAAUUUACAGAAGUUCCGGGGGUUGAAAAUAAUACAGUAAAAUUACCAAGUGUAGAACCAAUGGAGGAGGCAAAGAAGGGAUGUGAACCAGUACCAGAUGAGAGCGGGGACCGCUAUACACCAGUAUCAUUACUGGAAGAGGACCUCGCAAUAUCCAUCUUCACGGACGGAGACUUCACAGAAGAAGAAAAGGUAGUUACGAAACCAGCAAAGAAUAGAAAAAGAGAAGAGGAAGAUACUGAGAAGAAAGAAGUACAGAAGUUGAAAGCAAAGAAGAAGAAGGAGAGGAAGUUAGUAAACAAGAAGAAAGAAGAAAUAGUCAACAAUGUGACAGCAGAGGAGAAGGAGGGAAAGUUAGUAACCAAGAAGAAAGAAGGAACAGUCAACAAUGUGUCAGCAGAGGAGAAGGAGGAAAAGUUAGAAACCAAGAAGAAAGAAGGAACAGUCAACAAUGUGUCAGCAGAGAAGAGGAUGGAAUGGAAGGAAGAGGAGAAGGAAGAAAUAUCAACAACAGAGGACAAACACAUUAAGCCAGUCAAUAAUGAAGGGAAUAUCAAAUUACAAGGAAUGGCCCUUUCCCACAGCCAGAGGCUCAUCUUGAAUGUGGGGGGAAGAAGGUACGAAACCAGUGCCUCAACUCGUCAGAGUGAUCCUUCAUCAAUCCUCGCCAAGAUGGUCAGUCCAACGUCAUGCAUGAAACCAUAUCAAGUGGACAAUAUCUAUACAUAUUUUAUUGAUAGAAAUGGAAAACUGUUUGAACAUGUUUUGGAGUUCUUGAGGAAUGGAGCGGAUAUUACACUACGGAAUUUAUCAAACAACCUGUGGGUUCUACGAAAACUAAUUAUAGAGGCGGAGUUUUUUGAGUUAGAUGAAUUAAAACACAUUCUGGAACAGAAGGCUGCUCAACAGAUAAUGAUCGCUUAUCCUGAAUUUUAGUGUUGCCUAGUAUAUGAACAUCUUCAGUGAUAUAUGGACAUUGUGAACAUUGUGUACAUUAUAAAGGGCAAGUGAAUAUGGACAGUUUGACUGCCAAUACGUGAUUAUGACAGAAGUUAUGGACAUCUUCAGUGAUAUAUGGAGUCGCAUAUAAAUACCUACAUAUAUGCACUUGGCUUAUAAAAUAUUUAUAUUUAUAUAUUUGCAAAUAUGUUGUUGUCCUAUGAAUAAGACUGAAAUAUAU
Molecule: messenger RNA, 1518 nt
Organism: Mizuhopecten yessoensis (Yesso scallop)
Lineage: Eukaryota; Metazoa; Mollusca; Bivalvia; Pectinida; Pectinidae
Product: triadin-like
Exons: 1
Coding region: 138-1274 (378 amino acids)
Biological process (GO): protein homooligomerization
Source: RefSeq, a predicted model, not a curated record